AUGUGUUAUAAUAGAUUACAUAUUUUAUUACUCAUUAUUGUGGGCGCGAAUGGUGGUCUUGGCUGCCGCUUUUGGAAAUGGACAGGAGAAUGCGACGCCGGAGAAAUCGUAUUCAGCAGAUACGGUUUCAAACGGGAUCUGGAAAACAAGUUACACGGCCAACACCUCGUUAUUCCUACCGUAUAUAAAGCAGUAACAGAUCACGUCAGCAACCCCGAUCCAUCGAAACCACUGGUUCUUUCAUUUCAUGGCUGGACCGGAGGAGGAAAAAGUUUUGUUUCUAAAAUUAUCGCAAAUAAUUUAUUUAUGAGGGGGGAACGCAGUUCGUAUUUUCACCAAUUCAAUGCAAACAUUCAUUUCAAACAUGAAUAUAUGGCGAGCGUGUAUAAGGACCAGUUACAUUCAAAGAUACGUCGCAGUGCAUCGGACUGUGAACGUUCAAUAUUCGUAUUUGAAGAAAUGGAUCACAUGCCAGAAGGAAUAAUUGAUGUGCUGACGCCCUUACUGGAACCUAAUGCCCACGUGGACGGAGUGGAUUAUAGGAAAACAAUUUUCAUAUUUAUAAGUAACACCGGCGGUGACAGAAUUACAGAAAUGGUUCUUCAACGUCGGAGACAUGGUGGAAAGAGAGAAGAAAUCAAACUGAAAGAAACCCAAAGAAUGCUAGAACUUGUCGUUUUUAACGAGCAGAGUGGACUGAAGAACAGCAUCUUGGUUAGCAAGAAUUCAAUUUCCCAUUUUAUACCUUUUCUACCACUGGAAGGAUCACACGUCCGGAAUUGUAUCAUUGAUGAAAUGAAACGUCGAAAUUUUCACGGAACCGAAACUUUUAUAGAAGAAGUUUUGGAAGAAUUACUAUGGUAUCCUGAGGACAUAAAGUUGUACUCAACAUCUGGUUGCAAAAAGGUUGAACAAAAAUUUGCACUUGUCAGGGAUGAAUUGUAAUAGUAGCUGGACGUUUGAAUACAAUCUUGGUUGUGACAUAAAUUGCCAAAUAAUCCAACAGGACAUAUUCUGAAUGUUAUGGAAUAAAUGCUUUGAUCAUGAAUAUAAAAAUGACGUUAAUUUAAACGCAAACUAAAACUGGCAAAAUCAAAUUGAGUUUUCCCAAUCAUUUUGUUGUCAAUUGCCAUCACAAUGUGAGCACUGAGCAUUCUUAAUAUCAACUACUUAUUUUUGUCUCUGCUGUUUUGAAUUUCGAUUGAAAAAUAUUUUAAAGAUGAUUUGUGGAGGUAGCUGAUGUGUCGAUGUGAUAAUACGAGGUUAUGAUACCUGUAAUUAGCGUUAUUUUUCAAUAUCAUACAUAUAAGGUGUAUUGUAUUGAUAACUUGCGACGUUGCUAGCCUCUGAUACAAGUAACCAAAGAAAAAUGACCAAAGAAAAAUGGAUUUGCCGUACCAAUGAUCAUUGCUGGGCAUUUUGAAAUGAUAUUUAGCUUACCAUAUAGUACUCAAAAUGUAAGAAUUAACUUUGCGAGCGAAAAUAAAAUAUAAUUUAUUCAUUAUAUUUGAUAAUAACUGGACUUGGGGAAUAUUACGAAGUUCUGAAUUGUGAUAAAACUUCAUUAUACCAGUUAACGUAAUAACGCCAUAAUACCAGUUUCUAGUGACCCUUCCUGUCAAUUGCAAUGAAAUUCGUUACUGUAAUGCAUAAUUUUUUUUUAUCUGUUUUGAAUUUGUGAUGUGAUUUCUUGCACGACGAAAUAAACGUAUCGUCUAUUACCCCACCCCCAGCGAAAAAUAAUUUCACUUAUCAACAUUCGCAUACUAGAUUAUCCUUAAUCAUUUUGGAUCAGAUCAAACAGCUAUUUUUAGCCGAUGGCGAUACAAAUACCGAAAAAAACCGACAUUGCCCUUACCCGAUACGCCAGUAAACCUCUCGUAUACUUAUACUAAUCUCUACAAAUUACUAAGAACAUACCACUGGGUUCCCAUCGAAUAUGAGCCGAUACAUAUUUAAAUUUUGCGAUGUGUAAAUAAACUCGGGUCAUUGCGAUCCCUAAUGAAUUUUUUUAGCUUUUGUUGUAUUUGUGUUUCCCUUAUUGCUUGUCAUUUUUCUUUGCUUAUUUUGCUCAUAACUCAGAAAUAUAUGCAAUCAAUCAAUG
Molecule: messenger RNA, 2104 nt
Organism: Styela clava
Lineage: Eukaryota; Metazoa; Chordata; Ascidiacea; Stolidobranchia; Styelidae
Source: RefSeq, a predicted model, not a curated record